CAUUAACGCGACUGGAUCCACUUAAUCUUUUAAUUCUUUAUGAACUGCCCUUCAUCUCAUUGCUUCCAUUUGGUGAGAUGCUACUAAGGUACCUACCUAGAUAGUCUUCUUAAAAUGACAUCUUCUAUCAAAUUGUACCCUAGGAAGAACGGUACUGGAACUCCUGGCCAAAGUCCACUCCCCCAGCUUCUACAGACACCUUCCGGUUUAGCUAUCCUAGAGCUUCAAGGCACUAUCAACGUCCCAGAAGACAAUGAGGGCAAUACCCAAGUAGCCAUUGGACGGCUCGUAUUUCCAGACUAUCACCCAGAAACUCAAGACCCCUCUAGCACUGCUUGGAUGAAACAGAUUUAUCUUUACGUGGGCGAGCAUCAGAGACUUACUGGAGAAGCCAAGAAGCUACCGAAAGCUAUGGCCAUUAUUAGAAAACGGACUAAGUCGGAGGAAGACGUAGAGAUGGCUGACGAGCCAUCGAACUCUUCUACGGUUGAGGAGCUGGAGGUGGUUGAGAUUGUCAAGUACAAGCUUGUAUUUUCUCAACGCCCAGAGCCCGUGGGAACUGGAUGAAGACAUACCAACGUAUUGCCACGAGACUACGAACUAAAGCAUAUCCCCAUUAUAUAUAUGUGGCUCCUGAGUCCGAUCGGUUGCGUAGGUCGAGAAGUCUAUCUCUAUACCUUACGGUAUCAAAGCCCUGAGCACAAGAAAAUUCGGGAGCCGCAUGCAAAAUAUAGAAUAACAACCUACUAGCAUCAACCGAACUAGGCGAGGGAUAUAUUAAGUGAGCCUAAGCAUUUAUAUUGAUGAUUAUUGGAAGGAUCCCUACGCUUAACAAGAUGUGCAUUGGGUACAUUGAGUUUCUAUCCGGAAUACCCAUGGUCCCAUCUUACUAUAUAUCUUACUAUAUACAUCCCGGGGUUUCUCUGCUUGAGCUGCUAGAAAAGGAAAUUGCACCAAAUGCAACUUAGAAGCACUAACUCUAGAAUUAAAGAGAAUGUGGUGGUGAGAUUUCUUAGGAGAAAUGCAAAGAGUUGAGUUGCCACAAGAUCCUCGUAGCUCUUCUAAAUGCCUUUUGACUUACGAAGUAUACUAUAUAUCCGUACACAACAAAUAGGCUCAAUUAGUUUUUGAUACACAA
Messenger RNA from Daldinia loculata, 1138 nucleotides. RefSeq lists its product as uncharacterized. Lineage: Eukaryota; Fungi; Ascomycota; Sordariomycetes; Xylariales; Hypoxylaceae. Gene Ontology annotation, biological process: mitotic sister chromatid cohesion. Bases 115 to 567 code for a protein of 150 amino acids. The transcript has a single exon. Gene Ontology annotation, cellular component: Ctf18 RFC-like complex. The record is from RefSeq and is a predicted model, not a curated record.